CAGGAACAUCAGAACACAUUGAAAACCCUAGAUCCCCAUUCCAUUAUAAAAGCCUUCGCCUUUACCCUUCUACAGCUGUCAUCGUUCUCAGUUUCUCGUCUCCACUCUUGCUUUCAAAACUCUCAGAUCGUCAUGGGAAAGAUCAGGAUCGGUAUCAAUGGAUUCGGAAGGAUCGGGCGUUUGGUGGCGAGAGUAGCGCUCCAGAGUGAUGAUAUUGAGCUUGUUGCCGUCAACGACCCCUUCAUCACCACCGAUUACAUGACUUAUAUGUUCAAGUAUGAUAGUGUUCAUGGCCAAUGGAAGAAUCACGAAAUCAAAGUUAAGGACUCGAAGACCCUUUUAUUUGAUGAGAAGGCAGUCACAGUUUAUGGUAUUAGAAACCCCGAGGAGAUCCCAUGGGGUGAGGCUGGUGCUGAGUAUGUUGUUGAGUCAACUGGUGUAUUCACUGACAAGGACAAGGCUGCAGCUCAUUUGAAGGGUGGCGCCAAGAAGGUCAUCAUCUCUGCUCCUAGCAAGGAUGCUCCAAUGUUUGUGAUUGGUGUCAAUGAGCAUGAGUACAAAUCAGAUAUUGACAUUGUUUCGAAUGCUAGCUGCACCACCAACUGCCUUGCUCCUCUUGCAAAGGUUAUCCAUGACCACUUUGGCAUCGUGGAGGGUUUGAUGACCACAGUGCACUCAAUUACUGCCACACAAAAGACUGUUGAUGGUCCAUCUGCCAAGGACUGGAGAGGUGGAAGAGCUGCCAGUUUUAACAUCAUCCCCAGCAGCACUGGAGCUGCUAAGGCUGUUGGUAAAGUUCUGCCUGCCUUGAAUGGAAAACUCACUGGGAUGGCUUUCCGUGUUCCAACUGUUGAUGUCUCUGUUGUGGAUCUGACUGCCAGGCUCGAGAAGUCAGCAACUUACGAUGAGGUCAAGGCUGUAAUCAAGCAAGAGUCUGAGGGCAAGUUGAAGGGUAUCUUGGGUUAUACUGAAGAUGAUUUGGUCUCAACAGACUUUGUGGGUGACAGCAGGUCUAGCAUCUUUGAUGCCAAGGCUGGAAUUGCUCUGAAUGAGAAUUUCAUCAAAUUUGUUUCUUGGUAUGACAAUGAGUGGGGAUACAGCAACCGUGUUGUUGACUUGAUCCGCCACAUGUUCAAGUGCCAGUAGGAUGUUUAUCCCUCAAGUCUAGAUCCAGUCUCCAUCAAUGUGGUUUAUGGUCUGUUUGUUCUUAAUAGUUUGUGUAUUUCUCUGAUGGGAAUAAAAGUCCGAUACUCUGUGAUGUUUGGGUCUUUUGUUUUUCUGAAUAUGUUUGUGUUGGUCUGAGGGUUACCCUCAUUUUGUUGAGUUAUGCUCUGAAUCGGCUGAAAUUUGAACUGUAACUUGUGAUAAAAUUGGCUGUGCUUGCUUUUCUUUUC
Molecule: messenger RNA, 1394 nt
Organism: Dioscorea cayenensis subsp. rotundata (Guinea yam)
Lineage: Eukaryota; Viridiplantae; Streptophyta; Magnoliopsida; Dioscoreales; Dioscoreaceae
Product: glyceraldehyde-3-phosphate dehydrogenase 2, cytosolic-like
Exons: 12
Coding region: 133-1146 (337 amino acids)
Biological process (GO): glucose metabolic process
Molecular function (GO): NAD binding; oxidoreductase activity, acting on the aldehyde or oxo group of donors, NAD or NADP as acceptor; NADP binding
Source: RefSeq, a predicted model, not a curated record